AUGAGGAAUGCUGAUGAAGAGUUGCAGCAACAAAUGAGGUCUCAACACCGAGUGUUUGAGAUUUCGCUGGCUGAUCUUCAAAAUGAGAUCAGUUUUUCAGAAAGAUUUUGUCUGAGAGCUGAGGAUGUUCAGGGCCUUAAUGUGCCCAUCAAAGGUAUUGACUUCACCACUAACAAGUUGAGGUACCUGGUUCACAAGUGUAAGACUUUGACUGAGGCUCAUGUUGAUGUCAAGACGACUGCCAAUUUCACCCUGCAUAUGUUCUGCAUUGUAUUCACCAAAAUAUGUUCCAACCAAGUCAAGAGGACCACCUAUGCUUACUCUAGCUACCCAGAUCUUCCAGGUUUUUCUGUCACACUAAUUGACAUCCCUUUGUUUAUGUUCUCAUUUUUCUGGGGAAUUAAGUGUUGA
This is a messenger RNA of Spinacia oleracea (spinach), 411 nucleotides long. Its product is annotated as 40S ribosomal protein S3a-like. The transcript has 3 exons. Gene Ontology annotation, biological process: translation. Lineage: Eukaryota; Viridiplantae; Streptophyta; Magnoliopsida; Caryophyllales; Amaranthaceae. The coding region runs from base 1 to 411 and encodes 136 amino acids. Gene Ontology annotation, cellular component: ribosome. Gene Ontology annotation, molecular function: structural constituent of ribosome. The record is from RefSeq and is a predicted model, not a curated record.